AAAUCAAAUUGGAAAAAUCGAUCAUUGAAAAGUGUAUGGCUCGCUAACACAAAUAAAUACGCUUAAGUUAUCUGGCUAAGAAUUCUAUUUAUAACAGUUGACGCAGUAACCAUAGUCGAUACGGUUCAGUGACCAAGGUAGUGUAUUCAAUUCACCAGCUGGAAAGCUUUAGGGCGUAAUGUAUUUUCGAAUGUCAGCAUAAAUUUUUUGCCGGUGUUUACUUCAAAUGUUUAAAUGGAGUGAAUGGUUGUGCAAUCGAGCUUUGGAUUUGAAAACGGAGAGGUAUUUCCAACGGAUUGAUUGAACAGAUCCUAUCAGGUCAAGAAAUUGAAUGGAAUGGGAUGUUGAAUUAACGGAGUAACAGAUGGGAUUAUGUGUGAAAUAUACAAUAAACAACGUCUACAACAACCACAGCAGAAUCAAAACUCGCAUGCGACUAAAACUAUUUAGACCCCAUUUGUAUUUUCAUUUAAAGAAUGAAAAGGAUAGAGCGGCAUCUCCAACAUGUUACCUCCUGUGUAAGCUUCCAUAUUGAAUCUGACGACGACGACGCCGACGAUGGUGGUAUCACCAAUGAAGAUGAGUCCGACGAAAAUUGCAACGUUGCCGACAAACUCAAGACGCAAACGCUCCGCAGCGACGACGGCCCGACGAAAUUCAUAAACGUUGGCGAUAAUACGAGCAUUUCGUCUAACUCAGACAUCAAAGGAUCGCCGACGACCUGCGAUAACAACGGCAAAUAUAAACAUGCGAAUGUCCGACGGCAUUUGCCGCCGGGGUCGGGAAAGCAUUCUGUCGGCUGCGUGGACAUCAUGGACGACCAAACAGACGACGGACUCUUCUUCCGACUGUUCUAUCCGGUGGAGAAAACGGACGUGUUCGAGCGCCAUACCCAAUGGCCCCUUUGGUUACCUAGGAAGCAGUACGGCCAUGGUUACGCAAAAUUCCUCAAAAAGAAACCGACGAAAUUCCUGGGAAAGCUCUUUAACUGGCUUGGUGGUGACGUCUACAUUCCGGCCCUCUGGCAGGCCCCGGUUCUCGAGGGGUCAGAGAGGGUCCCCGUAGUGGUGAUGUCACACGGUAUCGGAGGCAACCGGACUUCUUACUCCGCGUAUUGCUGCGAGCUGGCUUCGCAUGGAUUCAUAGUUGCCGCGGUGGAACACAGGGACGGCUCGGCGUCCAUGACAUACCAGCUGAAGGACAACAUCCGGGCAUCCGUGGCGGAGGUCCCCAGAGACCGGACGGGUGGACGGUCGACGCGCUCAUCAAUGGUGCGCUCCCACAGCUUCAAGGAGGAGUGGAAAUCGUUCGAGCACGUGGACGGCCUGGGCAUCCGGUGGAACGACUAUGAGUACCGUAACCGACAGGUUCAUCAGCGUGGUAGAGAGUGCAGUAAGCUUCUAGAUCUCCUUACCGAUAUUAAUAACGGCAUCUCCGUCCGAAAUUGCCUCGGUUUUAACUUCAAUCUCAAGCAGUUCAAGGGCCGUCUUGACUUGGCCAAGGCGGCCGUUGUGGGCCAUAGCUUUGGAGGGUCGACCGUUGUGACCACGUUAGCAGACGACUCUCGCUUUAGAAUGGGCAUUAUGUUGGACCCCUGGAUGCACCCACUGAACAAGGAGUUGUGCCAGCGAGUGGAACAGCCGAUCCUCGUGAUUGCCUACGAAAAGUUCCAGUGGCGGGAAAAUGUGGAGCAGUUCGAUUGGUUGAAAAUGGCGGGAAAAGACAGACGGAUUAUUACUAUAAGGGGCGCGUGUCACCAAGCCGUCAGCGACUUUCAGUUCAUCGUCAACAAGUACCUGGGCCGCCUGAUGAUGGUUCGCUCUGAUCUAUCCCCGAAAAUUGCGAUGGAACUCAACCGACGGGCGUCCCUAUCCUUCCUUGGUAAACACUUAGACUUAAACGACUUUGACCAAAACGAUGACGUCAUAAAAGCGCAACAUGAGCUCAUUAUAGAGGGCGGUGCUUACGCGCGAUUGGUGUGUCCCGAACCAGAAGUAUGAUGUCACGAUGAUAUUCUUAGCCUCAAGCGUUCAAGCAGAACGUCAGGGCUAUUUGAUGGUUUUACCCUAAAGGCAUUAACAGUCCAGUACUUUCAGCGGCAAAAAGAUUCUAUAUCUAUCACAUUCCAUAUUUAUAACCAACAUUAAAUUUCAUAUUCAGGGAACUUAUUAGUUAUAGAUAAUUGAUGGUAUUUUUCCUUUAUGGUUUAUCGUAACAUUGCCUUACAUCAACUAUUUAACCCAUUUAUGCCUAUCGUCUAGAAAAAGGCCUUGGCAAACAGCGUAGACCCAGAUGAGACGCCGCAUGAUUCGGCGUCUCAUCAGGGUCUGCGCUGUUUGCUUAAAGGAAUUACUGUCAGAAAUAUAUUAAAUAUAGAAAUAAAUAUACUAGACAUCCCUUAUUUUGGAAAUAAAUUGAUCCAAUUUAGAAGGAUGGGAGAAUCCACUAGGCAUAAAUGGGUUAAAUAACAAUGUAAAACACGCCUGCGUACCAACAAUACCUGUUGCUGCUCUGAACAUAUCUCACACAGAAUCGGUUGCCAUGUACUUGACAAUAUCUGUGAUAAUUCGUGUCGUUAUUUAUUAUAUGUUUUGAAAUAAGCCGUGCUCUGUAAAAAAGGGGGUUUUAAAGAAUGUUUGUAAAGUGUUGUCUCAGAUUAGCCUGUGCAGUCCGCAUAGUCUAAUCAGGGACGACACCUUCCGCCUCAAUUAAAUUUUUACUUUCUGAAAACGGAAAAUACCAUAAAGCGCAAACUAUCGUGCCUGAUUAGCCUGUGCAGACUGCACAGGCUGUACUGGAACGACACUUUACGCACUCUCAUUAAACCCCCUUUUCACAGAGCGCGGUCAAAAUCUUGAGGACGCCAAACAUUCCUUGCAGUUAUUUCUUUUUGUUUUACAUUAUAAAGAAGGCAGAUGAUGGCAUUUCGAAGUGUUUGCGAUGUCAUAUCAGGGUACUAAAAAUUGGUAAAUAUGACGUCAUAAUAAUACCUCUAAAUUUAAAAUUAUUGUAUAAGCAUAUCUGUGAUGUUACAUUUUACAUGCAAUGUAAGUUAGAUGCUUUUGUAUUAUUUUAUUUUAUAUUUUGCGUUUACCCGCGAUCACUCACGCGCACAUCAUAUGUAAAAGUCACUUUUAAUCUCAUUGUUUUGAUAUUGUUGCAUAUUGGCAUUUGAUCAAGUUUUUUCACGAACAGCUUCCAGUGUUUUUCAUCAUAAUAUUUGUUCAUUCAAAACAGUUAGUAAAUAGAUCAACCGAUUGUAUUUUGUCCAGAUAUUAAACUGAUAUUUACGCAUGUCUUCAGAUUGAUUUAGAUUGUCGGGUGUUGUUCUUUGAGGUUACAAUGCAAAUCAAACAUUGAUACAUAUUGGUGCUUUAACUGUAUUCCUAGCGGUCGUGUCUGCAAAUGAGUCGUGUUCUGAGAAAACGGGGCUUAAUGCAUGUGCGUAAAAUGUCAUUUCAGAUUAGCCUGUGCAGUCCGCACAUGCUAAUCAGGGACGACACUUUCCGCCUAAACUUGAUUUUCGGUAAGGAGGGACUUUCUUGAAACUAAAAAUACCAUAAAAGCGGCAAGUGUCGUCCCUGAUUAGCCUGUGCGGACUGCACAUGCUAAUCAAAGACGACACUUUACCCACAUGCAUUAAGUCCAGUUUUCUCAGAACGCGGCUCAAAAUUAUGUUCUUCCAUACUUUUUAUCAAUAUAUCUAUAAAACUAUUGUAUAACGUCUUUCUAAAUGUGUGUACUACGUGUGUUCUAUGAUUUUCUUCUGUUUCAUAUCUAUUGAAGGUUAUAUUUUUGAACUAAUGCCAAUUUUAAAAAUCCUUUCCAAUAAUACAUAAUAUUGACAUAAAUUUUGUUCUCUUCAUAAUCAUUUAAACCUAUAUUCCAUGUCGUUUUGUUUGUUAAUGUCUUUUUAAUAAUGCACUAUUUUAUAAACGUUUUUUUCUUUUUCAUUAGUUUAUUAUUUUCUAUUUUAUAAUUGGCACAUGCAUUGUUGAAAAAUUCUGCAAAUAUUAUUUCUGCUUCCGCCUAUGUAAAUACCUGAAAUGUCUUUCAAAUAAUGUGUAAUAUAGACUUUAAAUCAUUUUUAUUGCUUUAUUAUGUCUUUUAAAAAGUGUAAUAUUCUAUAAAAGUUGUUUUCUGUUUCAUUAAUAUGAAUAAUAUUCUAUACUCGUUUUUUCUUCUGUUUCAUUAAUACAGAUAUUGUUUUCUAUUAACUGCACAAUUGUUGUUGAAUACCUCUGCUAACCACGUUUGGAAUAAGCGAUUUCUUUCAAAUAAUUGUUAACAUGAACUUUUCAAUUUUUUAUUCCGUGAUAAAAUUUCUGUGAACAAGUAUAAAAUUCUAAAAACGUAAUUUUCUUCAGUUCAUUAGAAUGUUGUUUUUUCUAUCUUAUUAUUUACACAGUUUUAUUGUUAAGCACUUCUGCUUGCCACUUAUGGCAUUAACUAUGUCUUUCAAAUAAUGUGUAAUAUGUACUUCCAAUGUUUACUUUUUGCAUAUGUGUAGUUGCUUGUGUGUACUUGCAGUAGAUAGUGAAAUAGCAUAUGUUAUAUAUAUGAGCCGCGUUCUGAGAAAACUGGGCAUAAUGCAUGUGCGUAAAGUGUCGUCCCAGAUUAGCCUGUGCAGUCCGCACAGGCUAAUCAGGGACGACACUUUCCGCUUAAAUGGUAUUUUCCGUUUAAAGGACGUCCCUUUUUACCGAAAAUCUAGUUUAAGCGGAAAGUGUCGUCCCUGAUUAGCCUGUGCGGACUGCACAGGCUAAUCUGGGAGGACACUUUACGCACAUGCAUUAUGCCCAGUUUUCUCAGAACAAGAAACAUAUAAUGUGAACAUGAUCUAUGCCAACUUUGUAUAUGUCAUGGAAUUGAAAUGUCCUGUUACUCGUUUAUGUGUUUUCAAUUUUCCUUUUUAAUUGAGUUGUUUAACUUGUUUAAGUGUUUAUAUUUUUUUAAACAUACCAAUUGUCAUAGUUUCCAAUUAGUUUGAUUAAGUUUGAAAAUUGUCUGUUAUUUCUGUAAUACAUACUGACUCGUCUUGCUUUAGAUUCAUACUAUUUCAACACACAAAUAUCAUAAAGCAAGCACGUAUCGACUAUGUCUUUUUAAAAGAGCCGCUUAUAAAACACAUUAUUUUGAAUAAUCUAGAACCAAUAUCACUCUUUUAUUUCCUAAGAUGGUUGCACCGCUUUGAUUUUUCUUAUAACAUUAAUACAAUUUCUUUGACCCAGGUUCUUUUGGCACACACCUCUCUUUUAUUUUUAUUUUUGCUUUGGCAAAGCCAUAUCACUGUGAUCCGCAACAAAACGAUAACAUACGU
Messenger RNA from Dreissena polymorpha, 5320 nucleotides. RefSeq names its product platelet-activating factor acetylhydrolase-like. Gene Ontology annotation, molecular function: 1-alkyl-2-acetylglycerophosphocholine esterase activity. NCBI's taxonomy places the organism in Eukaryota, Metazoa, Mollusca, Bivalvia, Myida, Dreissenidae. The record is from RefSeq and is a predicted model, not a curated record. Bases 477 to 2000 code for a protein of 507 amino acids. The transcript is spliced from 9 exons.